Melopsittacus undulatus (budgerigar) is the source of this 769-nucleotide messenger RNA. It is a transcript of the gene UBE2M, whose product is annotated as ubiquitin conjugating enzyme E2 M. The record is from RefSeq and is a predicted model, not a curated record. NCBI's taxonomy places the organism in Eukaryota, Metazoa, Chordata, Aves, Psittaciformes, Psittaculidae. The transcript has 6 exons. Bases 178 to 729 code for a protein of 183 amino acids.
CGAGCGCCGCCGGAAGUUGCCGAACGCCGCCGGAAGUUGCCGAGCGGCCGUGGCCGAUCCCGUCCCCUCAGCGCCGCCGCCGCCGCCCGCUCCGCCCUCCCUUCCGGGGGGGGCCCAGGCCGGCUCCCCCCGCCCGGUUCCGGUUCCGGUCCCGGUUCCGGUUCCGGUCCCGGCAGGAUGAUCAAGCUGUUCUCGCUGAAGCAGCAGAAGAAGGAGGAGGAAUCCGCAGGAGGCACCAAAGGCAGCAGCAAAAAGGCCUCAGCCGCACAGCUCCGGAUACAGAAAGACAUCAACGAGCUGAACCUGCCCAAGACUUGUGAGAUUGACUUCUCCGACCAGGACGAUCUCCUCCAUUUCCGGCUCCUCAUCUGCCCCGACGAGGGCUUCUACAAGGGAGGGAAGUUUGUCUUCAGCUUUAAGGUUGGCCAGGGCUACCCCCACGACCCCCCCAAGGUCAAGUGUGAGACCAUGGUUUAUCACCCCAACAUCGACCUGGAGGGCAACGUCUGCCUCAACAUCCUCAGAGAGGACUGGAAGCCGGUGCUGACGAUAAACUCCAUCAUCUACGGGCUGCAGUACCUCUUCCUGGAGCCGAACCCCGAGGACCCCCUGAACAAGGAGGCCGCUGAGGUCCUGCAGAGCAACCGCCGCCUGUUCGAGCAGAACGUGCAGCGCUCCCUGCGCGGCGGAUACGUGGGGGCCACCUACUUCGAGCGCUGCCUCAAGUAGCCCCGCCCCCUCCCCAAACCCCGCCCCCUUCCCCUCAAAC